Capsella rubella is the source of this 1578-nucleotide messenger RNA. Its product is annotated as probable protein S-acyltransferase 14. Gene Ontology annotation, molecular function: protein-cysteine S-palmitoyltransferase activity. NCBI's taxonomy places the organism in Eukaryota, Viridiplantae, Streptophyta, Magnoliopsida, Brassicales, Brassicaceae. Gene Ontology annotation, biological process: protein targeting to membrane; peptidyl-L-cysteine S-palmitoylation. Bases 342 to 1262 code for a protein of 306 amino acids. The record is from RefSeq and is a predicted model, not a curated record. Gene Ontology annotation, cellular component: Golgi apparatus; endoplasmic reticulum. The transcript has 7 exons.
AGCUCCAAAAGGGAAAAACGAAUCCAAGAAGGAGAAAAAGUCUCAUUCUUCAAAGCUCCCCACCAUCUUCAUAGUCCAUCAUCAUUCCUCGUCCAUGGGGUCUCUGUUUCACUCUCAUUUGAUUUCUUUCUGAUUUUUUUUUUGUCCCAGAUUUAGAAGCCCUAAGGAAAGGUUUAAAGACCUUUUCAAAAUUUCCCCAGAAACACACUUCUUUGGCCUUGAAUUAUCUUCUUUGACUACGCGUCUUUCCUCUGACUCAAGUAUCACGAAAUCAACCCUCAAGGAGAUCCCAAAAAAAGGCUGUUCUUUUAACAUCUGUAAUCGAUCGUUGCUUUGAGACUAUGCAUAGAUCUGGUACAGCAAUGGCCUGGAACAUAUUCAAAUUCUGCACGGCCUUACGAGGUCUUGGAUCGAUCAUGAUCCUUUUGGUUCUUGGUGUUGUCGGUGUUACUUACUACGCCGUCGUUUUGACUAACUAUGGUCCUGCAGCACUAGCUCAAGGUGGCCUUGAUUCUCUUGCUGCUCUUACUAUCCUAAUCCUCUUCCAUUUCCUUCUGGCAAUGCUUUUGUGGAGCUACUUCUCUGUUGUUUUUACUGAUCCUGGUGCUGUGCCUCCAAACUGGAGACCAUCUACUGAUGAAGAAAGAGGUGAAUCUGAUCCGUUAAACAGUUUGGAGUUCGUUGGUUUACAGCCCGAUUCUUCAAACCCAAGAGUUCGGUUUUGUAGGAAGUGCAAUCAACUAAAACCUUCCCGUUGUCAUCAUUGUUCUGUUUGUGGUCGGUGUGUGUUGAAGAUGGAUCACCAUUGUGUUUGGGUUGUUAACUGUGUAGGAGCACUGAAUUAUAAGUAUUUUCUUCUUUUCUUGUUCUACACAUUCUUAGAGACGAGCCUUGUGACUUUGGUUCUAAUGCCGCACUUCAUUGCGUUCUUUAGUGAUGAAGAAAUACCUGGAACCCCAGGAACUCUUGCCACCACUUUUCUUGCAUUUGUUUUAAACUUGGCCUUUGCUUUGAGCGUGAUGGGUUUCUUGAUCAUGCACAUUUCAUUGGUAGCUGGUAAUACUACAACGAUAGAGGCAUAUGAGAAGAAAACCAGUACAAAGUGGCGGUAUGACCUCGGUAAAAAGAAAAACUUUGAACAGGUAUUUGGAAUGGAUAAGAGAUACUGGUUCAUCCCAGGAUAUACAGAAGAAGAUCUAAGGCGAAUGCCGGAGCUGCAGGGACUUGAAUACCCUUCGAAACCCGACUUUGAUUCCCAGUAGCUUCUGAAGAAGAUGACUUUGAUCAUCAUCAUCAUCCCAUGUAAAACAGCAAUACUUAGAAAACAGAGGAAGUUGGCAUUUCAAGGAGAAAUCUACUAACAUGAAGAUUGAUGUUUCACUUUAGGCAGUGUAGAUGUCUUCCUACGGAAUCAUCAUUAAAUUGUGGGUUUCUAAAAUGACCAAGAUUACAAGUUAGCUUUGUUGGCCACAUAUAUGUUCAUAUUCUUCAAAUAGUUCAUAUAUAUGAUCUUGUUAUAAAUGUAGAAACGAAUGAUUUGUUUGAAUCAACUUUAUGCAACUUAGUUUUGUCCUGCAA